AUGUCGUUCUCAACAGAUGGUGCAUUGAGUAUAGAUGUUUUCCAUAAAGGAGUGUUUGUUCCUAAGCCCUUGAUGUACUUCAAUCCUGAUAAGACUUCUGUCACACAGGUAGACUUACGAAAUAUGGAGUUUAAGGACUUCAAAAUCUACAUCCGUAAUCUGACGAAGGGUAUGUGUCAUGAUAUGUACUACUGUCUUCCAAAUCGCGCCAUAGUAGAUGGGUUGAGGGAGCUGAGAGAUGAAGAUGAUUAUCUAAGGUUUCUUAAUGUUGGAUAUAAAAAUGGGAGAAGAAUCAGUAUCUACAUUGAUCACGACCACGAGCCACUUAUGCAAUGGAUUGAAGAAGAGAUAGCCGAAGAUGGAGUGUACGGUGAUAGUGAUCCAUCUUCUGAUGAUGUGGACUCAGUGAUGUCAGAUGAUAUAUCGGUAGACCAUGAAGUUGAUGAUGAGGUUAUAGAAAUUCCUAAAUCUGUUGAUCCGUUUUUAUCCAAGAAAAAUCUUAUUCCAGAAGGAGGGGUAGAUGAGGAAGUUGAUGAUGAGGUCCACCACUUUCCUAUUCAUGAUCCUGACCAGAAAUAG
Lactuca saligna is the source of this 579-nucleotide messenger RNA. The record is from the annotation of a GenBank genome assembly. NCBI's taxonomy places the organism in Eukaryota, Viridiplantae, Streptophyta, Magnoliopsida, Asterales, Asteraceae.